CGCGCGAGGCCCGGGCACAGCUUUCCUGUGUGGUUUCAGCUGCCAGAGAGUGUCAUGGACUUGGGGAGGCCAAUGAGAAGCCUGCUGGUGGUGGCACUCCUCGUGGUUUUCCAGGUGUGCUUGUGCCAGGAUGAGGUGACAGAUGACUACCUCGGCGACAAUACAACAGUGGACUACUCACUCUUCGAGUACGUGUGCUUCAAGAAGGAUGUGCGGAACUUCAAGGCCUGGUUCCUGCCCAUCAUGUACUCGGUCAUCUGCUUCGUGGGGCUGCUGGGCAACGGGCUGGUGGUCCUGACCUACAUCUACUUCAAGAGGCUGAAGACCAUGACCGACACCUACCUGCUCAACCUGGCGGCAGCCGACAUCCUUUUCCUCCUGACACUUCCCUUCUGGGCUUACAGUGCAGCCAAGUCCUGGGCCUUCGGGAUCCACGUCUGCAAACUCAUCUUUGGCAUCUACAAGGUGAGCUUCUUCAGCGGCAUGCUCCUGCUCCUUUGCAUCAGCAUCGACCGCUACGUGGCCAUCGUGCAGGCCGUCUCGGCCCACCGCCACCGGGCCCGCGUGCUGCUCAUCAGCAAGCUCUCCUGCGUGGCCAUCUGGCUGCUGGCCACGGUGCUGGCCACCCCGGAGCUGCUCUACAGCGGCCUCCAGAGGAGCAACAGCGACCAGACCUUGCGGUGCUCGCUCAUCACCCAGCACGUGGAAGCCUUAAUUGUCAUCCAGAUAGCACAGAUGGUGAUUGGUUUCCUGGUACCCCUGCUGGUCAUGAGCUCCUGCUACCUGGUCAUCAUCCACACAUUGCUCCAGGCGCGAAACUUUGAGCGCAACAAGGCCAUUAAGGUGAUCAUCGCCGUGGUCGUGGUCUUCUUGGUCUUCCAGCUGCCUUACAACGGGGUGGUCCUGGCCCAGACCGUGGCCAACUUCAACACCACCAGCAGCAACUGUGAGCUCAGCAAGCAGCUCAACAUCGCCUACGACGUCACCUACAGCCUGGCCUGCUUCCGCUGCUGCAUCAAUCCAUUCCUGUAUGCCUUUAUCGGUGUCAAGUUCCGCAAUGACCUCUUCAAGCUCUUCAAGGACAUGGGCUGUCUCAGCCAGGAGCAGCUGCGGCAGUGGUCAUCCUGCCGGCACACCCGGCGGGGCUCCAUGAGUGUGGAGGCCGAGACCACCACUACCUUCUCCCCAUAGGCAGCUCCUUUGCCUGGAUCAGAGACUCCCCUCCUGGGGACCCCUGAGAUGCCUACCCCUAGGGAGAAGAGGCAAGGACUCACCCAAAAGCUGUUGCAGGGCAAAGCAGUUCUGGCCACUGCGGUGGACCUCAGAGCAGACACCUGUGCCCCGAAAGACAGCUUACACCCAACCCUAGCUACCUCAACCAAGGUUGCAAAGAGAUGUGGCUGCUUGAGACUAGGCCAGAACCAGCAACACUCCGAAAGCCAAGGUUGUGGUCUCUCAAACCAGAAGCCAGAGGUGAAUGCCAAUUAGCCACCCACAUGACUGCUGGAAAGCAGGGGACAGUACGCGCUCUGGCAGUGGACAUGGACUGGUGAAUUCUCUGAAUGACCUAGAAGGAAGUCAUCCCACACAUACCAGGGCCAUGGUCAGGUCUUCCUGAUCUCUGAGGCCAA
Molecule: messenger RNA, 1631 nt
Organism: Ochotona princeps (American pika)
Lineage: Eukaryota; Metazoa; Chordata; Mammalia; Lagomorpha; Ochotonidae
Gene: CCR7
Product: C-C motif chemokine receptor 7
Exons: 3
Coding region: 55-1191 (378 amino acids)
Biological process (GO): chemotaxis; immune response; G protein-coupled receptor signaling pathway
Cellular component (GO): membrane
Molecular function (GO): C-C motif chemokine 19 receptor activity; chemokine (C-C motif) ligand 21 binding; chemokine (C-C motif) ligand 19 binding
Source: RefSeq, a predicted model, not a curated record